AUGUACAACCUUUCAGUUAAUAAGGACAAGUGCAAGUUUUUCAAAGAUGAUAUCGAGUUUUGUGGACAUAAAAUAGAUAAGCAUGGCUUACACAAAACAGAGGAUAAAAUCAAAGCGAUUUUGGACACACCAGAACAACAAAAUGUUACCCAGGUACGUUCAAUUCUCGAAUUAAUGAAUUACUACCAUAAAUUCCUACCAAAUAUCUCAUCAGUUGUGCGUCCAUUACACAGACUGUUAGAAAAAUAUGCCAAAUGGAAUUGGAAUGAAGAAUGUAAGGUAUCAUUUAAGAGGGCCAAAGAUUUAGUAACAUCUGAGCAGGUUCUAUGUCAUUAUGACCCAGAACUUCCUAUUCGAUUAGCGUGUGACACUUCUCCAUUUGGAUAA
Mytilus trossulus (common blue mussel) is the source of this 387-nucleotide messenger RNA. RefSeq lists its product as uncharacterized. Bases 1 to 387 code for a protein of 128 amino acids. Lineage: Eukaryota; Metazoa; Mollusca; Bivalvia; Mytilida; Mytilidae. The transcript has a single exon. The record is from RefSeq and is a predicted model, not a curated record.